Molecule: messenger RNA, 2593 nt
Organism: Paramormyrops kingsleyae
Lineage: Eukaryota; Metazoa; Chordata; Actinopteri; Osteoglossiformes; Mormyridae
Source: RefSeq, a predicted model, not a curated record
ACUGAGUCUGAACCAGUGGUGAAGAGACCAGGAGAAUCACACAAACUGACAUGUACAGCCUCUGGCUUCACAUUCAGUAGCUACUGGAUGAGCUGGGUCAGACAGGCUCCUGGGAAGGGACUGGAGUGGAUCUCUUGGAUCAGCACUGAUGGUGGUAGCACUGGCUACUCCCAGUCUGUUCAGGGCCGAUUCACCAUCUCCAGAGACAACGGCAAGAACCAGCUGUAUUUACAGAUGAACAGCCUGAAAGCUGAAGACACGGCUGUGUACUACUGUGCCAGAGACACACAGCGGAACCGGCUUGGCUACGUCGCCCAGGCUUCCUGCGACGCGUUCCGCUCUCCGCUGGGAGAGACGCUCUCUCAAGCGUCGGAGGCACUUGCGUACCCUUUGAAGGGGGUACUGCUGCCCGGGAGGACGCUCCUCCGCGAUGAGGUCCGCGCCCAGGGUGGCCAGUUCCAGGGCUACGGAAUCCUCUUGUACCUCUGGCUGGGAGCGCCAAUACACAGCCUCUUGCAGCAGACCGCCGCGCUGUGUUUUCGCGGAGAUCAGUCAUUCUGUCAGGGUGUGAAGGCUCAGAUUGUACUGACUGAUUCUGAACCAGUGGUGAAGAGACCAGGAGAAUCACAUAAACUGACAUGUACAGCCUCUGGGUUCACAUUCAGUAGCUCUUAUAUGCACUGGGUCAGACAGGCUACUGGGAAGGGACCGGAGUGCAUCGUUUGGAUAAGCAAUAGUGGUGGUACCACUUACUACUCCCAGUCUGUUCAGGGCAGGUUCACCAUCUCCAGAGACAACAGCAGGAACCAGCUGUAUUUACAGAUGAACAGCCUGAAAGCUGAAGACACGGCUGUGUACUACUGUGUCCCCGGCCCACCAUAUAAUUCUGCCUAUCGGGGUAAAGGCACGCAAGUCACUGUCAUCAACGCCCUGUCCAGUAGGUCCUAUUUGGAUGUGACCCUGAAGCCCCCAAGAGUAAAAGAGAUGUUCAUAGAAAACAAGGCUGUGCUGGAAUGCAUCAUCACUGGACAGGAUGAAGCAAUAAAAGAAGUUGAAGUGACCUGGAUGCUGGACAGUGUACAGGUGACAGAUAAGAUUACACAGACCGCUCCAGAAAAGGCAGAUCAUCUCUUCAGAAGGAGCAGCAUCCUGACUCUGGCAGCGAAGGCCUGGGAAGGUGGCAAAACAGUGACAUGCAGUGUGCAGCAGAAGGGUGGUCCUACUACCACAAAGACUCUCAGUUUUGGGCAAAAAGGUACUAUGAGACCAACAGUCUCCAUCCAAACACCAUCUCCUGAAGACCUUGAUGGAAAAAGUGAAUUCUUCCUGCUCUGCCUGGUAACAGGCUUCUAUCCUGAGGAAAUAUACAUCAUGUGGCAAGUAGAUGGGGGCCAGUAUGAGGAGAGUGUUACUGGAGAGCCAUUCUGGACUGGGGAUAAAUACUCGGUCACCAGUCUGUUUAAGGUAUCAAAAGUGGACUGGGACAAAGGCACCAAGUACAACUGCAACGCUAGACACGCAUCUCAAAAGGGAACACAGAUACGUUCUCAUCCUGUCUCCAAAUUAACAGUCCUGUCCAGUAGGUCCAGUUUGGAUGUGACCCUGAAGCCCCCAAGAAUAAAAGAGAUGUUCAUAGAAAACAAGGCUGUGCUGGAAUGCAUCAUCACAGGAGAGGAUGAAGCAAUAAAAGAAGCUGUAGUGACCUGGAUGUUGGACAGUGUACAGGUGACAGAUAAGAUUACACAGACCGGUCCAGAACAGGCAGGUCAUCUCUUCAGAAAGAGCAGCAUCCUGACUCUGGCAGUGAAGGACUGGGAAGGUGGCAAAACAGUGAAGUGUAGUGUGCUACAGAAAGGUGGUCCUACUAUCACUAAGACCCUCAGUUUUGGGCAAAAAGGUACAACGAAACCUACAGUCUCCAUCCAAACACCAUCUCCUGAAGACCUUGAUGGAAAAAGUGAAUUCUUCCUGGUCUGCCUGGUAACAGGCUUCUAUCCUGAGGAAAUAUACAUCAUGUGGCAAGUAGAUGGGGGGAAGUAUGAGGAAGGUAUUACUGGAGAGCCACUGAAGACUGGGGAUAAAUACUCUGUCACCAGUCUGUUUAAGGUAUCAAAACUGGACUGGGACAAAGGCAACAGGUACAGCUGCAACGCCAGACACGCAUCUCAGGAGGGAAAGCCCUACAUGAAUAAUCAUUCUGUGUCCAAGUCAGCGGGUAAUUCACUGGAAUGUCCUGUAUGACCUGAGCCUGUCUGUGUAAAUGCCACUGAAAAACCACAAUGAACAGAAAGCUGCAGCACAUCUUUGUAGAUGCCACUGAGUUUCCUUAUACUCCAUAGUCACUGCUGUUCUAAUCUCAUGUACAGUAUACAUGAAAAGAUCAGUGCAGUUUUCAAUGGUUCCGAUAUUCUGAUAUGUUAGACUGCCUCAGGAAGUCCACUGUUGUAAUUUUGUGUUCACGCAGUAUGAUAAUCCCCUGCUGUUUGCCAACUUAAUUUUUUUUGGUCUUUUAAAUUUAAUAUCUAAUACAGUGGUACCUUGGUUUAUGAGCAUAAUUCGUUCCGGAAACAUGCUUGUAAUCCAAAGCACUCGU